CUCCAGGCUCCGCCCCAUCUCGCCACAAGCUCCGCCCUCCGCCCGUCUAGCCACGCCCCACCGCGUGGCGCUGAUCGGUUUAUUCCGCCCACGGAGCCGGGACCAUGGAGGGGCCAAGCGGGGCCGCCCGGAGCGCGGGCUCCCCCAGGCCCAGCGAGCCCAGCCCCACAGAGCCGCCCCCCUCGGACCAGACCGCGCUGGAGAAGAUGCCCGUUGUGCCCUCCUGCCCUACCCCCGGCUCUGCCACGCCUUGGAUCCUGGGUCGCCCCUCGGCCGGGGCCCUGUCCUCCAUCACUGUGCCCGUCCGGCUGGACGCCCUCGCCUACCUGCUCAACAGCGCCCUCUUGGGGGCCUACUCGGCCUUGCCACAGACGCCCCUCUCCGGCAGCCACGGGGCAUUGGCCAUGGGUCACGGCGGGCCUCCCCAACAUGCACUGGGCUGCGGGUGUCAGCCACGCUACUGCUGCGGCCCCCAGCCGGCUCGGGUGGGGUGCUGUGGGUCUGGCGCCGUGGGGCAGAGCAGCGCCGGCUGCUCCCAAGAGAUACCUGGGGGCCGCAGCGAUUGGCAGGACUCCUCUGCGAGAUGGGACCGGCGAGGGUCUCCGUCGCUGAGUGGCUGGGGGGAGAACCGGCGAGCAAGGGGGCAGAAAGAUUUCAGUCGGCCCUGGGGGGGGCAGAGGCCGUGGGGCGAGGCGGACUCCGCCCCACGCAAGGCAGGACAGUGGGGGCCGGGGAGAGCCCAGAGCUCAGAUUAUGCGUCCAGGAAGCGGAACCAAGAUGGCUGCCCAUGGGACGCCCCUGGGGCAAAGAGAUGGUCUAGUGGGGGGGUGAAGAGAUGGGGGGAAACUGAGGCAGCCAAAGCCACCAGGGAAGAUUGGGAGGCAGAUUACGGGGGAUCCAGCGCCCAAGGGAGCAUCUUGGAGAAAACCCGGUCUUCCCAGCCCAGCCUCCCAGCUUCCCAGGAAGGAGAAGACUGGGAAAAGGAGUAUGAGGAGUCCCCCAAAUCGGCGCCGGGGGUUCCCCCUCUUCCACAGGUGGCUUUGAAGGUUCAACCGGCCUCCCUCCAGGAGAGGACAACGCCCCGCCCAGCUUGCAAGGACGGCAGCGUCUCCAGCUAUCUCCAGAACCUCUUUGCCGACCUGCGCGGGGGGUCCAGCACCGCCUCAGAGCCGCGCCGGGGGAGACAGCCCCCUGGAGGUGCCGCCGAACGUGGGACACGGCUCCCGGAAGGAGGAGGAGGCCCGAGUGGCCAGGGGUCUGCCAAGCUCGGCGAUUUCACGGCCCAGCGCGUUGACCUCCCCAGAGCCGCCGCAGAGAACGAGGACAGUGCGUGAGCCCUGCCGAAGCUGGGGCCUCAUGGUUCUCCCAUCCAACCGGCCACCCGUUGCUGACUCCACCAGCCCACCGGGCUCGGCCGUUCAGCCAAGGGUUGGUUUGUUGUUAACUCCGUUCUUUUUCAUCCUCCAGCAUCUACCCAUCCUUCUCCAUUCCUAACCUGUCCCAACAAGUCUUCUACCCAUGAUCCUCCCUUCCUAGCCCUCUUCCCAUCAUCCUCCAUUCCUAGCCUUCUACUCAUCAUCCUCCAUUCCUAACCUGCCCCAACAAAUCUUCUACCCAUGAUCCUCCCUUCCUAGCCUUCUACCCAUCAUCCUCCAUUCCUAGCCUUCUACCCAUCAUCCUCCAUUCCUAACCUGCCCCAACAAGUCUUCUACCCAUGAUCCUCCCUUCCUAGCCCUCUACUCAUCAUUCUCCAUUUCUAGCCGUCUACCCAUGAUCCUCCAUUCCUAACUUGCCCUAACAAGUUUUCUACCCAUGAUCCUCCUUUCCUAGCCCUCUACCCAUGAUCGUGGACCCCAAUCAAGCUUUCUAUCCAUGAUCCUCCCUUCCUAGCCCUCUACCCAUCAUCCUCCAUUCCUAGCCCUCUACCUGUGACCCUCCACCCCAAACAAGCCUUUUCCCCAGGAUCCUCCAUUCCCAACCUCUUGUCUUUCUCUGUCCAAAGAUUUUGAUGUUGAUUUAGGUUUAAAAAUGAUCAGAAAUGGGGGUUUGCCUAAAGAACAACAGAGCGAGCCAGAUUUCUGUUGUGUUUGUCUCUUUUAAUUGGUUACUUUCCAAGAUUUGGCUAUGAAACAAACCCAAAUCCCCUGUCCUCGACCCCAGAGUGCCAGGUGACGGGCGUUUGGUAUCUUUUCAUUGCUAACUUGAACCUUUGUUUGUAUGUCCGGGUUAGAAAACGAAACUCAAAUUAGUGCCCCCCGUGUUCUGCAAAUGAACGCCGUGGUUUGUGUCACGUGCUUUGCGUUGAGCGGACGUGUACAUGUCACGCAGGGCUCUACCCUGCUUCACAAGAUCAGGGCCUAAAUUUCUUGAUGUCAAAGGUCUGGAGAUUAGUCCUAGCUUUAAAAAAAAACCCACAAAAUAUUCCGUGCAUUUUUACACACACCCACCCCCGAAUUCUUAUUUUGUAUCAUCGCGUUUGGAAUGUCUCAAGAUUUCUGGUUUUCUUUCUAGGUUUAAAACCACGCCAAGGGCCAGGCUGUUUGGAAGUCUUGUUAGAGUUGACUCCCUGACAGCGUUAAGUUGUGUUUGCAAAGAGAGUUGGAUUGUGAGUUGUUUGAACGUGUUGAAACGUUUCUCUGGGGAGAUUACGGGUUUGAGCUCAGCUCUCUGUGUAAAUCUGUAUCGAUGACAUGGGUGAGCCAGUCACUCUGCCAACUACCCCAGAUCUCAGGGAGUACAGUCAAUCGAUUGCUAAAAUAUAGAUGUUAGGCAAUAAAAUUUCUCUCGGCUGUAUGGAGAUUGAAAAAGUGAGUGUCACUUAUUGCAUAUGCUGUUUGUGUCAUAUCUGCAGUAUAACUUCUGUGCACUACAAAGGAAAAAAAUGGUGAAUUUGACUUCCUGCAUUUAUGAUCUAGCAAUCAUUCGAAUCUCCCGUUUUCACCGCUGUGUAUCCCAGAGAAAUUGUAUUGCACCUAGAACUCUGGCUUUGGGCUAGAGAUUUAUACACAGGUUUAUACAAAACUUCAACCUGAUUUGUUGCCUCUAAGACAUAUAGAUGCAAUCAUAGAAAUUUGCCGGUUUCAUCUGUAUAGCCCAUGCAUAUAGGAUAGAUAUAGCCCAGAAAAAUGAUAUUGUCAUGAUCUAUAUGCAGAAUAACUCUACCCAUUCUCUGCCAUGUGUAGAGAUUAAAAUAGUGAAUUUGAAUGAUUGCACGUUUGAAUGAUUGCAGAGGAAUUCUAUUGCCCAUGGAGUUCUGUCUUGUGCUAUCGAGAGGUUUCAUUUCCAUAUGGCUUGUUGCACAUGUGACAAAGAGCUGCAUUAAUAGAAAUCCAGCACUUGAAUCUAUAUUGCAUGUACAUGAUAUCGCAUAUCCGAUGUGUAUGGCACAGAAAUGAUAUUUUGCUGUGAUCUCUGACAGGUUAUAUACCAGUGUUUCUCAA
Messenger RNA from Chrysemys picta bellii (western painted turtle), 3440 nucleotides. RefSeq names its product chromosome 20 C19orf84 homolog (gene C20H19orf84). Lineage: Eukaryota; Metazoa; Chordata; Testudines; Emydidae. The record is from RefSeq and is a predicted model, not a curated record.